GCACAGUACGUCAAUGCGGUAGUGGAACCUAACGAAAGAACACGGGUAGGACUUAAAGGACUGGAUUUUUCAAGCCGCUUUAAACUGUCUUCAACUGGGCGGCUAGAAAUUUUAGGAAAGCCCAAGGCCGCUGAACAACAUGGGGAACGCAGAGAGCGGCUGCGGAGGAGGUAGUGGGGACGAGGAGGAUGUCGAAGCCGAAAGUCCUGGGUUCGCGGAAGGCAGUCCGGCCUCUGCGGCCACGGGCGUCGGCGUUGCAAACAGUGGAGGCUCCGGUUCUGGCAGAAGCGGAUCGAAUAACCCUCCAGUGACAGGCUGCGGACCACCCACUCCAGGGGUACUUUUAGAGCAAGUCAAACUGAGAGAGGCGGCAGCACGCAUUAGUGACUCUGGGGUCGCCAUUCCCGAGUCGGUCCUGGCUGGGAAUGAGGGCGUCCUGGUACGGUGGCUCGAAGACCGGUUGAGCCGGGGAGAGGAGUCGGUAAAUGUGGAACAAUUUUGCGAGAUGCUGGAGAGCCGAGACGCACCGCGAGAUGAAUGUGAAGAGGCCUUUGGCCAGUUCGACGCGGAGGGGGACGGAGUCGUGGACGUUGAGAACAUGCUGCAAGCUCUGAAGAACUCCAACGGGGCCAAUCUGCAGGGAGAGCUGAGUCACGUCAUUAGACAACUGCAGGCGUGCACCCUAACCCCAGGAUUUGUCGACAUAUUCUCCAAGUCCAAAGACAAGUUGGGAGCGCACGCCUCUAAGAUCCUGAAGUUCCUCCACAGGAAUCGUAUUCCCAGCAGUGCCAUCCCUUUUCCUGUCCUGGAGGGAUACAACAGCAUCUGUACCAUGAGGUCCACUGUCGUACAGGACUUCCUGGAGUUCCUCAUUCAGAAAGAGAAAGACAUGGACAUCCAGUACCGGGCCGAGCUGAUCCGGGACCCGGAGGUGGAUAAAGUCAAGGUGAUCACACAGUGUUACAGUUUCAUAGAAGCUUCGUCAAACGCUGCAGACAUCCACAAGAUGACCAAUGGAGAGACUGCUACCUUCUGGCAGUCAGACGGCAGCGCUCGCUCACACUGGAUAAGGUUAAAGAUGAAGCCAGACGUAGUCCUGCGUCGCUUGGCCGUUGCUGUGGCAUCCAAUGACCACAGUUACAUGCCCCAGCUGGUGUCAGUGGCAGUUGGGAAGAACCGGCGCUCGCUGCAGGAAAUCCGGGAAGUCCGCAUCCCCUCCAACGUCACGGGCUACGUAGCCCUGCUGGAAAAUGCCAAUAUUACACACCCCUACAUCCAGAUCAACAUUAAGCGCUGCCUGAGUGAUGGCUGUGACACGCGGAUCCACGGUCUGAAGACGCUGGGCUACCAGAUCACCAAGAGUAAGGAGGUGUCUGUCUCCGAUGCUUCGGCCAUCUGGUACCUGUCCCUCCUCACGUCCCUGGUCACGGCGUCCAUGGAGACCAACCCUGUCCUGGCCCAGACGGUCCUGCAGAGUACACAAAAAGCCUUGCAGCACAUCCCGCCCCUGUCCUUAACGCCGUCCUCCACUGACUUCCCCAAGUUCUUCUCCAUGAACAUCCUGGAGGAGGUGGAUGGGUUCCUGCUCAGAAUAGCAGACUGCUGUGUGACGCCGGAUGCAGAACUGACCCUCUUGGCCUUUGCCCUGGCCCGGGGCAGCGUGGCCCAGGUCCUCCGGUCCCUGUCUGGCAUCAUUGGGCAUCGUGAGGCAGAGUACCGGGCCUCCUCCCUGAUCUCCUCCAUGGCCUCGGUCAGGCUGCGCCUGCUCUAUCGCAAUGGGAAGACUUUGCAAUUGCACCUCCAGGCCUGUGAUGUGAAGGGUAAAGAAGAGAAAUCCGGACCGGAGAACAUGCUGACGGAACCUGCUACUGGAGAUGGUUUUCUUACAGAGAGUGGUAAAAAGCGAGCAAGUGUGAUCUUGUCUACUGAGGACCAGAGCAGCUUCCAGGUGACGCAGAUGAAGGUUAAAGUCCGUAAAGGUGCUAUUGGAGCCAAGUGUGGCCUGGUGUUUGCCUACAACGAAGGAGAUGCCUUUGACGCUGAGAAACACCUGAAGAGGUUUCAGAAAUAUGACUCCUGGGACUACAGGGACUACAAGGAGUUUGUACAGGACAAUCUGAGGAUUCCCCCGCAGUCGGAGGAUGAGCCCAUUGGCUGGUUUGAGCUGGAGGAUGACUGGAAUGAUGUAGAGAUCAAACUGCAGACGUGUCGCGUUGCUAAGUUCCUGAUGGUGAAGUUCCUGUGUGCGCGCCAGGACAGUGCUGAGCGCCUGGGGGUUCAGUCGCUGUCAUUCAGCGGGUACCUGUGUCCCGGCGCCGAGAGGCUUGAUGACCUGGAUGACCUCAGUCCACAGGGUGACGGUUCUGAGGGGGACAAUGUCACUGGGCUCAUCCUGCUCAAGAAGACCCUCUUUUUCAUCCAGCAGCUCACAAGAGACAUGGAUGUGUCCCUGUUCAAGCAGAAGUUCCUCCUGGACUUCAGUGGCCUCAACCCCAACCUUUUCUGGAGCUUCUACAACAAACUCAGGGACAUUUCGGGGGAGGAGGUGAUGAAAUGCAGGGUGCUGGUGCUCCAGCUGCUCCAGAACUGUUUCUCGGUGCUGCCCGCCCCCCCGGAGAGCAGGGUGGGUGACGAGGUUCCGUCGGCGUCCGGCUCGGCGUCCGCGCCCACCAGUGCCGAGCCAGAGUGUGCCAGCGCCGUGUGGGAGCUCUACACACACCUCUGUCAAAUUGUGGAUGGUCCAGAGGCUGAGGGGACAGUUGACAAAGCCUUGAGGAGAGAGGCAGUGAAAGCCAUUCUGACCGGAGCGGCCAUCUUCUUCCCAGAUAAACAGAGCAGAAGGGACAAGCUCUUCCACAUGAUGAAAAACAUUACAGAAGAAGAUCAACCAGAGUCGGUCAAGCUGACAUUUAAAUCGCUUUGUAAUUACUUCAGUGACCAGGAUCCCAGCGGCCUGCUCUUGCUCCCCCCAAAAGGAGCCCCGUCAGACUUUGACGUCAGCCCUGUUCUCAGCGUCAUGGAGACUCUACUCAUGGUGGUCACUCGGGAGAGUGAGGUGCUGAUGGUGGAUGUGAAUGGAGGAGCCAGCCGGGCGGUUUUGCUCUCUCUGUUCUGGGCCCUGCAGGGCAGCCUGCUCUCCUGGUGCUACCUGCAGCUCAAAGGAGGGGCGGCGUCGGACCUGGCCAGGGACAUCCUCCUGAGGUAUGUGGAUCUCUUCCUGGGCAGCACUAAGGCGGUGCUGGGAGGCCUUCUGCAGAGAUACAGUGGAGCUGAGAUCACCGAUAAGCUCAGUGGAUCCAUCCUGGCCAUGGCCACCAGACAGCUGAUGAUCUUCAUGCUGGAGCUGUGCUCCCUGGACAUUCCUCACUCUGUACUUCUGACCAGCUUCUCCUCUCUGGUGGAGCUGCUUAAAAACCUGUCCAGCGACACGGGAGACAUCUUCUCUAAGGUGGACCUGGAGAGCUGCCAGCAGUCCCAACAGCCAGUGGUCCUCAGGACAUGGAACAUGGAGUCUCCUCACAACUACGAGAACAGCCGACACCAGACCACCGUCUUCGCCUGCCCCGGAGCCACUUGCUUUGAGGUGGAGUUUGACGAACGCAGUGAAACCGAGAAGAGAUAUGACUACUUGGAGUUCACCGACGCUCGAGGAGGGAAGGUCCGUUAUGACAUGAAGGUCGGGACGGAGAAGUGGCCAAAGAAGGUGACCUUUGAGGCGGGGCCCCAGCUGCAGUUCCUCUUCCACUCGGACAGCAGCAACAACGAGUGGGGGUACAAGUUCACAGUGACGGCCCGCGGUCUGCCCGACAUCACGGUGUCCUGGAUGUCCGACCUGCAGCUCCUGGUGGCCCGGCUGAUGGGUCGCCUGGCCUCCAGGACCAUGGCCCUCAAAUCACCCCACGAGAUCCGCAAUCUGAAGGAGCUUCCUGCCGGUAAAAUGGCCCACGUCCUGUCUUCUCCUCUGUGGAAGCCUAUCUUCAAACAUGGACUCGUUGAAUCUCCCCACAUACCGACAGGAGAGCCAGAUGGUACUGAUUGGUUCGUGAAGUUUUGUGAGGACUUUGGUCACUGGAACCCCACAGAGGAACCACUCGACGGAAGAACUGAACUGAUGCGGAACCUCAUGCUGGCCUGCAAGAAGCAAACAAUCAGGAAUGAAAUAAUAGCUGGGUCGAAAGGAGAAAUGGCGGUGAAUGCCAUAUUUGUGGCCAUGGUUUACCACACACCCCCGCUCAACCAGGCUCUCAGGACCUACGUCAGUCAUGGUGGUCAACUAAGUCUCACUGAGGACUUUAUGGAAGUCUUCAGUCUGGCUGAGAGCAUCAAAACAUGGAUGUUGGAGAUGAAGCAGCGGUAUCUUAUGGGAACAAUGAACGUGUCUGAGGGGAAGGGGGAGUGUCAAAGUGAGGUCACCAUGGAUGGUCUGGCUGAGGUGCUCCUUGGGAAGGCUUCUUUGUUGCUGAAAUUCCCGCCCAGCGGGGGGUCAUCUCACCUGGGAACGGAGUGUUCCAGGCCUGUGGAGGGCAGCACUGUCCUGCAGCCACCACUCUUCCGCUGCAGCUCUUUAUCCGACAGGGACUUCCAGCCCAGCCCCUCAUCAGGAGCCCAGUCGUCCGAGGCGGCGGGCUCUGAGGUGGGGGCCGCUGGGGCGAGGACUGGGACUGCUGGCCCGGUGUCUGGAGCAGGCUUACCCCAUCCCUCCAGGGUCCAAACCCAGGACUCGACGGCUUCCGAUCCAGGGCCGGGGCCCUCCAGUCAGGUCCUCCAGGGCUCCACAGAGAGCCUGUCCUCUCAGCCAGGGGCGGCCGAGCCUGUCCCCUUGGCAACCUUUCCCCGUAAGGCCUCCUCCCUCAGCCGGGGCCGCCUACGCCUCCUCUCCUUCCGCUCGGUGGAGGAGCCCCGGGCUGCCCCCUCUGUCAAGGAGCGCUACCCCCUUCUCAAACACAUCCUCAACUUCAUGAAGGACCAGGCGCUCACGACCGUCAGUGUCCAACAGAUGCUGUCCCUGAACAAAGCCCAGGCUCAGAGUGUCUGCGUUGUCCUGGAUACAGUGCAGCAGUGUUUACGGUCCCUGGGGAAACCACAUCUCUUCCAGGCCCCCUGCAUUCUGUUCCUACAGGAACUGCUGGCCUGUCAGAAAGACUUCACCAGCUAUUUCUCCCAGUUGACUGGCAGUGGUCAGGAGCUGAGGGAAAAGGUUAGGAGGUCCUACCAUCAACUGGUCCUCAUGCUGGUGGAGGCGGUACAGGGCUUCAGCAGUCUCAACGAAAAGGUUCUCCUGCCGGCCCUGUCCUGUGUGCAGACAUGUCUGCUGCACCUCCUAGACAUGAGCUGGGAGGUGCAGGACCUCCCCCUUUUCCUCCAGAUCAAACUACCGGACCUACUCCUCACCAUGUCCCAGGAGAACAUCAGUGUGCACGACAUAGCCAUCAGUCAGUGGACCGUGGAGGAUGAGAUCGCCGACUAUAAGAAGAACCGUGAAUGGAUGGACCAGUGUAUGGACGGCAUGUUUGAGAAGUGGUAUGACAAGAUUGACGAAGAGGGUUCCAUGGAAGACCGGAGAAAGAUGCACAUGUUCAUAGCGCGCUACUGUGACCUCCUCAACGUGGUCAUCUCCUGCGACGGCUGCGAGAGGAUGGCUCCCUGGCACCGGUACCGCUGUCUGCAGUGUAUGGACAUGGACCUGUGCAAGACCUGCUUCCUCAGUGGCGCCAAGCCUGAAGGUCAUGAGGACGACCAUGAGAUGGUCAACAUGGAGUAUGCGUGUGACCACUGUCAAGGCCUCAUCGUAGGCAGCAGGAUCAACUGCAACGUCUGUGAAGACUUUGACCUCUGCUUUGGCUGCUACAACGCUAAGAAAUACCCGGACAGUCACCUCCCCACCCAUCGGAUCACUGUGUACCCCAUGGUGACCAUCCGGAUCAGUGACCGCCACCGACUCAUCCAGCCCUACAUCCACAACUACUCCUGGCUGCUGUUUGCUGCCCUGGCCCUCUACACCUCAGACAUGAGCACGGAGAAACAGCAGGAGGGUGAACCUCUGCAGCCCGACACCGUCACCCAGGCCUCCGCCCUGCAGACCCGCUGCUCACAGCUCGUCACGGAGUGCUUGCUCAAGGGACAGACGGGUAAAGGUCUCCGAUCCUCUGCCCUGCUGUCCCUGCUCUCCUCCAAUGGGUCUGCAUCGGAGAGCGAGUGUCCCGAGUCCCCCUCCCAGGACCUCAGCACCAACACCAUCAGCACCACGGAAGACACUUCCUCUCUGCCCGGCUCCACCGCCGCUAUCUGCUCACCACCGCCCUCUAGGGACAGGAGCAAAGACCUUGUGAAGGAUGUGAUGUUGCCCCCUGCUGCCCUGGAGGUGUGCCCCGCCACAGAUGGAGAAAGAAGGGGGGAGGAGGGGAAGAAACUGGUGAAACAGGACACCUUGGACUCCAGCCUCAGCCAAACCCCCUCCCUGUCCACUGAGGAUACACUCUCCCCUGUCAUCAGAGUUCCCGAGUCUGGCUCAGAGACCAUCACCUCCCCAACCGCGGAGGACGUAGAGGAGAUGCAACAGAUGAUGAAGGAGAGUGAUGCCGUGGCGGGGAAGAUGGCCAAGGUCCCCAUACAGGAGCACGUGUUUGCCGAGUGCUCCAGAGAAAGGAUCCUGGGUCUGCUGGCAGCCAUGCUGCCUCCCGCCAAACCGGGCAUCACUCUGGCGCUGUCCAGCCUGAGCCCAUCCUGCCCCAGCUCUUCAGGGGUGGUCGUGUCCAACGCCGGGUGUCUGAACGAGACCUAUCACCUGACCCUGGGUCUGCUGGGGGCAGCUCCUGCUGAGGAUUCCCCCCUUGGAGGCCGACUGCUGCCGUCACAGAGGGCACUGGCCGAAAAGUACGAGCUGCUCACCCCCGGGGAGGGGGCUGUGGACCGGGCCAACACCCAGGGCUGGAAGACCACCCAGCUACUCUUCAGCCUGGGUGCCGUCUGUCUGGACAGUCGCAUCGGUCUUGACUGGGCAUGCUCGGUGGCGGAUAUCCUUCGGAGCUUGAACGCCUGUCCCCAGUGGAGCGUCGUCAUAGCGGCCUUCACGGACCACUGUGUCCGGAAGUUACCACAUGCACUCCGACGCACCAACCUCUUCACCCUCCUGGUGCUGGUGGGCUUCCCUGAGGUGCUGUGCAUGGGGACCCAGUCGGUGUUUGUGGACAAUGCUAACGAGCAGCACCACAUGAUCCUCCUCAAGCACUUUACAGAGAAGAACCACGCGGCCGUGGUGGAUGUCAAGACUCGCAAGAGAAAGACCGUGAAGGACUACCAGCUGAUCCAGUCUCAGGAACUCCAGCUCUACGGGGUGCCCACAGCCCAGGCCCAGCUGACCCGAUACCUCAGUAACUUCACCUCCAUCAUCAGCCACCUGCUGCAGGGCAAUCUGGACAGCAGUGCCCCAGACGCUGUGGAGGCCUCCUGGGUCCUGUCGCUGGCCCUCAAGGGCCUCUAUAACACACUGAAGAAGCACGGUGUGGCCGAGGCGCAGGAGGCCAUCCAGCAGUCUGGUCUGACCAAGCUCCUGGUGAGGAAGUGCAGUAAAGGCACAGGCUUCAGUAAACUGUGGCUGCUCAGAGACCUGGAGAUCCUGUCCAUCAUGCUCUACUCCUCCAAGAGGGAGAUCCACAGCAUGGCCCAGAGCCAGGAGGGAGACCGAGAGGACAGGGAGCCGGAGAAGGAGCAUGAUUCGGACCACUCCAGCUGUUGUACCGAAGAACCCGACCCCAAUCGCCCUGACCCCCUAGAGGGGCUUGACGAGGAGACUAAGAUCUGCUUCCAGAUUACCCAUGAUGCCUUGAAUGCACCUCUGCACAUCUUGAGGGCCAUGUAUGAGCUGCAGAUGAAGAGGACGGACUCUUUCUUCCUGGAAGUGCAGAAGAGGUUUGACGGGGACGUGAUAAAGACGGACGAGACCAUCCGGACGUUGGCCCAGAAGUGGCAGCCCACCAAGAGGCCUCGCACUGAGGAGCGGAGCACCAAGGCAGUGGACACGGACAUGAUCCUGGUGCCCUGCGUGUCCAAGCCCAGCCACUGUGACAAGGCCACGGAGGAGACCACGGUGGUGACCCAGAAGCUGAUCACCAACACUGAGAGUGACCUCCAGCUGAGCUACGCCAAGCAACGCCGAACCAAGUCCUCUGCCCUACUGCACAAGGAGCUGGACGCACGCAGCAACCGCUCCGUCAGGCAGUACCUGGUGAAGGUGAACCAGGCCAUCGCCACCCUCUAUGCCCGCCAUGUGCUGGCGUCGCUGCUGGCAGAGUGGCCCCAGGGGAUGGCGCUGAGCGAGGAGGCCCUGGAGCUAACGGGGGCCUCCCACAUGGCCUACAUCCUGGACAUGCUGAUGCAGCUGGAGGAGAGACCACUCUGGGAGAGGAUCCUACAGAAGGUCCUGGUUGGCUGCAGCCAGAGCAUGCUGGGUAGCCUGUCCCUGACAGCGUGCCAGUUCAUGGAGGAGCCUGGCAUGGCGGUGCAGGCCCGGGAGUCCAAACACCCUUACGACAACAACACCAACUUUGAGGACAAGGUGCAGAUUCCCGGCGCCAUCUACCUGUCAGUCAAGUUCGACCCACGUUGUUACACGGAGGAGGGCUGUGACGAGCUGAUCAUGGCCAGCAGCUCCGACUAUCUCCAGGACCUGCACAACUUCAGCGGCUCUCCGCAGAAAUGGGCCGACAUCGAGAUCCCUGGGGAUACUCUCCACUACAGGUUCAUCUCUGACAUGAGCAACACAGAAUGGGGAUACAAGUUCACUGUCACGGGAGGACACAGGGGGCGCUUCCAGACAGGUUUUGAGAUUCUUAAACAGAUUUUGGCAGACGACCAAGUCCUCAGCCAUCUCCCAUUGGCUGACAUCUGGGAGUGGCUAGUGGGUGUGGCCUGUCGCCAGACCGGGAAUCAGCGACUAAAGGCAAUCCACCUGUUGCUCCGCCUACUGCAGUGUCAGUCACAAAGGGGCUGUGAUCUGACCCUACUGAGGCCUCUGUGGCAGUUGUUUGUGACCAUGGAGAGUGGUCUGAGUCAGGACCCAACCAGCAUCACCGUACUGCUGCCUCUUCACAGAGCCCUGACGGAGCUCUUCUUCAUUGCUGAGGCCAGAGCCAUGGAGGAAGGCACUCUCCAGGACUACCUGAUGGCCCUGACCACAAACGAACAGCUCCUCGCCCACACAGCACUGGCUCUGAAGAACAUCGCUGCCAUCAGCCUGGCAAUCAAUUACCCCAAUAAAUCCACCAGGCUGCUCAACACCUCCCCUUGAGUACGUUGGGGGAGACUGUACCGAGGAGGAGGAAAAAGACGGAUAGCGACUUGGAACGGGCGUGACAUCUUCAUGUCUUUUCUCUGACAGUUCAGAAAGAGGGAUGAAGGGUGAGAAAGAGGGAGGGAGAGAGAAAUGAAGACAAACACACUGAAUAAUCCCUGAAACCACACAACUCACUUCUCCCUCCCCCACCUGUCCUCUCUUUACCCCUCCCCUGUCCUCUCUUUACUCCUCCCCUGUCCUCUCUUUACUC
Molecule: messenger RNA, 9542 nt
Organism: Esox lucius (northern pike)
Lineage: Eukaryota; Metazoa; Chordata; Actinopteri; Esociformes; Esocidae
Gene: zzef1
Product: zinc finger, ZZ-type with EF hand domain 1
Biological process (GO): regulation of synaptic plasticity; protein ubiquitination
Cellular component (GO): postsynapse
Molecular function (GO): ubiquitin-like protein ligase activity; calcium ion binding; zinc ion binding
Source: RefSeq, a predicted model, not a curated record